This is a messenger RNA of Eufriesea mexicana, 1052 nucleotides long. RefSeq names its product sin3 histone deacetylase corepressor complex component SDS3. The transcript is spliced from 8 exons. The coding region runs from base 1 to 984 and encodes 327 amino acids. NCBI's taxonomy places the organism in Eukaryota, Metazoa, Arthropoda, Insecta, Hymenoptera, Apidae. The record is from RefSeq and is a predicted model, not a curated record.
AUGUCAUAUCAGGAUUCACCGUUUUCGACUAUGUAUGGUCAAGAUGAUUAUGAUAUCGACGAGGAUAAUGAUGAAUAUUUAGAGGAUGACCGUGAUGCUGAAGAACAGGAUGAAAGUGAUGAAGAUACUGAAGAAGCAAGCGAGACAGAUCUUGGCAAAUCUGAAGAAUACACAGAAAUAAAAGAGCAAGUUUACCAAGAUAAAUUGGCUAGUUUAAAAAAACAAUUACAACAAUUAAAGGACGGAACACAUCCAGAAUAUAAUCGCAAGUUAAAGCGCUUAGAGGCUCAAUACAAAGAAAGAUUACGUUUGAAUAUAAUUUACCGUGAUUAUUUGACAGAAUGGGUAGAACGUGACUACAUAUUGGAAAAGAAGGCAGCAGUGAAGGAAUUUGAAGAAAAAAAGAUAGAUUUGAAGGAGAAUUUACUGACUGAUAUGGAAGAGAAACGGAAGAUGAUAGAAUCUGAUCGACACACAAUGGAACUCACUGGUGAUUCAAUGGAGGUGAAACCUGUAAUGACAAGGAAAUUACGCAGACGACCAAAUGAUCCUGUACCUGAAAAAGUAGAAAAACGGAGGAAGCCACCUCCUGCACAGUUGAAUUAUUUAUUAGAUGAAAAAGAGAUAGAAAGCGAUUUAAAAGCUAUUAGUCGUGGUAAAGUACUGACCACUGUUCGAAAACCAGCAAUAUUGCCACAUUACAACAUGGUAAAUAUGCCUUCGCAACAUAUUCCUCCACCUUCCGAUACUCCCAUAAUAGAGACUAGAAUAGAGGAUGGAAAACUUUUACAUGAAAGGCGGUGGUUUCAUCGCGGACAACCAGUGUAUGUAGAAGGGAAAGAUUUAACCAGGUUUGCUGCAAAUAUCUCUGCAAUAGGAACUGAAGCUAUCUGGGUGAAGAAAGUUUCGGAUGGAAGUAAAGUGCGAAUAUAUAUAUCCCAGCUAAGUCGAGGGAAAAUUUCAAUCAAAAGAAGAGCAUCCUAAUGUCUAUUGUAACGAGAUAUUCAUCGUUACCAAUUCAAGUGUUCCAUAAUUAAACUUGUGAUAUAUUA